AUGGAAUUCGACAAGUUGCUCAAACUCAUGGUGGAGAAAGGUGCUUCGGACCUGUUUAUCACCGCUGGUAAGCCGCCGAUGGUGAAAGUGAACGGCAAACUCUAUGCAGCGGGUAAGUCAUCUUUGUCGCCGGAGCAAUCCAAAGAGCUGGUCUAUGGGGUUAUGAAUCCCGAGCAGCAGGCGACAUUUGAUAAAGAACAUGAAUGUAACUUUGCGAUUAAUACGCGGGGCUUAGGUCGGUUCCGGGUCAGUUCGUUUUUCCAGCGCAAUCUCGUGGGCAUGGUGCUCAGACGGAUCGAGGUGAAUAUUCCGCGGGUAUCGGACCUGGGAUUACCACCCAUCAUCGAAGAUCUGGCGAUGACCAAGCGCGGACUGAUCAUUUUUGUCGGUGCAACCGGCACGGGUAAAUCAACUUCGCUUGCGUCCAUGAUUGGACAUCGCAACGAAAAUUCCAGUGGUCACAUCAUCAGUAUCGAAGACCCUAUUGAAUUUGUGCACCAGCAUAAAGGCUGCAUUGUGACCCAGCGCGAAGUUGGGGUGGAUACAGAUUCUUUCGAAAUUGCUCUGAAAAACACUCUGCGCCAGGCGCCAGAUGUCAUCAUGAUCGGUGAGGUACGUUCCCGGGAAACCAUGGAGCAUGCGUUGACCUUUGCCGAAACCGGCCAUUUGUGUCUGUGUACUCUGCACGCCAACAACGCGAACCAGGCAUUGGAUCGGAUCAUCCACUUUUUUCCCAGUGACCGUCACAGCCAGAUCUGGAUGGACCUGUCGUUAAAUCUCAAAGCCAUGGUUGCGCAGCAGUUGGUGACAACCGUAGAUGGUCAGGGGCGUCGUGCCGCCAUUGAGAUUCUUAUUAAUACGCCUUUGAUGGCUGAUCAUAUCCGCAAAGGUGAAGUACAUCUGCUUAAAGAGCUGAUGACUAACUCGACGCAGCAAGGCAUGCAGACCUUUGACCAGGCAUUGUACAAACUGUAUGCAGAGGGUGAGAUCACCUACGAUUCGGCAAUUGCCAGUGCCGACUCGCCGAACGAUUUACGUCUGAUGAUCAAGCUGGGUGCGGAUUCGAAAAGUAAUCCCAUGGAAGGUGUCGAUCAUCUGUCUAUCGAGGCAGACGAGGACGAAGCUGCGUUCAGUUUCCGGCGGUAA
Molecule: messenger RNA, 1146 nt
Organism: Symbiodinium necroappetens
Lineage: Eukaryota; Dinophyceae; Suessiales; Symbiodiniaceae
Source: the annotation of a GenBank genome assembly